Molecule: messenger RNA, 1300 nt
Organism: Gossypium arboreum
Lineage: Eukaryota; Viridiplantae; Streptophyta; Magnoliopsida; Malvales; Malvaceae
Product: protein SAWADEE HOMEODOMAIN HOMOLOG 2-like
Exons: 9
Coding region: 291-1058 (255 amino acids)
Molecular function (GO): chromatin binding
Source: RefSeq, a predicted model, not a curated record
UCACAACAAUAUUUUCUGUUUAGAUGGGAAUUUUUCAUAUGUUGAAAUGGAAAAUUGAUAUUUGAGCGAAGAAUCUUUUCUGCAACUCUAGUUAGCAAAAAAGAAGAAAAGGUGAAAAACAAUCAUAUAGAAUUGAAUCAAAAACUACAAAAAGGCGCUUAAACUGGCAUUGGAUAUACUCUGUUUUUGAAACUUAAAGACUUUAGGGUUUUCAAAAUUAUAUAAAUUUAGGCAUUCUUAAUCUCCAGUUGUAUGAUCCCAGUUACCCCACUAACUGUUUCCAGUGUUUGAUGGAUCGUCUACGCCCAAGACAGAGGCCGGUCUUCUCUGGGUUUACAAAAGCUGAAAUUGAAAAAAUGGAGAAAUUGUUCAUGGAAUCAAGAGAGCUGCUGCAGAGUAAAGAGUUUUGUCAAAAACUUGCAAGAAAAUUUAGUUCAUCCUCAGGUCGUGCUGGUAAGCCCAUCGUUAAAUGGAACGAGGUACAAAACUGGUUCACAACUAGGCAGCAAGAAAGCGAAGUGAAAGUUCCUUCCGUGACCAAUACAUACAAAGAUGAGUCCAGACUCCCUCAAACUUGCCUUCUAAAUGAUGGAGAUCAAAGUUGUCAGAUUCUUAAAGGUUUGGUUUCAAAAGUGGGAGAAAAGGUUUUGGAUCUAUCAGAACUAGAAUUUGAGGCAAAGUCAUCAACAGAUGGAGCAUGGUAUGAUGUUGAUAUGUUUCUGUCUCACCGAGUUACUAGUUCCGGUGAAACUGAAGUUUGUGUUAGAUUUGUCGGAUUUGGAGCUGAGGAGGAUGAAUGGGUUAACGUAAAAAAGGCAGUACGAGGACUAUCCAUCCCGUUUGAACAUUCCGAAUGUUGUAAGGUGAUGGUUGGAGGUCUUGUAUUAUGCUUGCAGGAGAGAAGAGACCAAUCAAUCUACUACGAUGCUCAUGUCUUGGAGAUAGAACGGAAAACUCAUGACAUAAGAGGUUGCAGGUGUCUGUUUUUUAUCCGAUAUGAUCACGACAGCUCUGAGGAGACAGUUUGCUUGAGGAGACUCUGUCGAGUUCUAGGCUGAUAAUUCAGAUAGCUUGCACCAUGCUUGCUUUUGAAUCAUCCAGUUUCAAUUUUGCACUUGUAUGGGUGCGUGAUUUUCUGAAGGAAGGAAGGAAUUACAAGCACCUCUUUUCAAGUCAAAAUUUGUUCUUAAUAAAAUAACAGUAGAUUUCUAGUCAAAAACACAAUAUUCCACAAAAGGAUCAUUCGGCUUAUUGCCAGUCAUAACAGGAUUUCUUUUUUCUGUUUCUUUUUGUUGGAAAA